CCUCAAGUAUCUAACAUUGACCGAAGCGAAUCGUGUAUGGAUGCCCGAUUUGUUCUUCUCAAACGAAAAAGAGGGUCAUUUCCACAACAUAAUCAUGCCGAAUGUUUAUAUACGCAUCUUUCCCAAUGGUUCCGUAUUGUACAGUAUUCGUAUCUCGCUGACGCUGGCUUGUCCAAUGAAUCUCAAAUUAUAUCCUUUGGAUCGACAAAUAUGUUCACUACGCAUGGCUAGUUAUGGUUGGACAACAAACGAUCUGGUAUUCCUGUGGAAGGAGGGCGAUCCCGUGCAAGUGGUUAAGAACUUACACCUACCUCGCUUCACACUUGAAAAAUUCUUGACUGAUUAUUGCAACAGUAAAACGAAUACGGGUGAAUACAGUUGCCUCAAAGUCGAUCUACUAUUCAAGCGAGAAUUCUCAUAUUACUUAAUCCAAAUUUAUAUCCCAUGCUGUAUGUUGGUCAUUGUCUCAUGGGUGUCAUUCUGGCUUGAUCAAGGCGCCGUACCAGCACGUGUGUCAUUGGGUGUGACCACGCUGCUCACCAUGGCCACGCAAACGUCUGGCAUAAAUGCCUCACUGCCGCCUGUCUCCUACACGAAGGCGAUCGACGUUUGGACCGGCGUCUGUUUGACCUUCGUCUUUGGCGCACUGCUCGAAUUCGCGCUGGUGAACUAUGCCUCCCGUUCAGGUUUGAAUAAAGCUAACAUACAUAAGGAGAAUUUGAAAAAGAAACGUCGCGAUUUGGAGCAGGCCAGCUUAGAUGCUGCUUCAGAUCUGCUCGACACUGACAGUAAUGCAACAUUCGCAAUGAAGCCACUGGUGCGUCACCCCGGCGAUCCGAUGGCCCUGGAGAAGUUGCGUCAAUGCGAGGUGCAUAUGCAGCCGCCCAAACGUCCAAACUGCUGUAAAACCUGGCUAUCAAAGUUUCCUACAAGAUCGAAGAGAAUCGAUGUUAUAUCACGAAUAACGUUUCCGCUGGUCUUUGCGUUAUUCAAUUUGGUCUACUGGAGCACAUAUCUCUUCAGGGAAGAGGAGGAUGAGACCUUCUAAAGGUGAUCCGUUUGUGUGAUGUUCAUAUCUAUGAAAAUACAGCAGUGCAGAAAACUAGGCAUAAGAAGCUAUGUAGAAUCGAAAAAUCGUAAAAUCAAAAAAACAAAAAAAAAAAACGAAAACAAAACAAAAAGCAUUACGCGCGAAUAACUUGAAAAAUUAAACAAAAAUUAAGUGCCAUGCAUGCAUACAUAUUAUACAUACGUACAUCGKGAAAGAACGGCAGUAAACGUUGACAGCGAGAGUGGCAAAAAUAUAGCUCAAUAAAAAUAAUUAUUUAUUUUAAUUAUAAAAAUUAAAUUAAUUUAAAAAAAAAUAGCUAAAAAAAUUGAAAUAGGCAAUUUAUGCUCGUAAGUAAGCUAAGCAGGUUAACAAUUAGGAAAUUCAUGUAUGUAUAGCGAAUGUCAUCUAAUUAACACAAACAGUCAUAAAUUUAAUAAUUUAAUUUAAGUAUGUUAAAAUAACAUUUAUUUUGGUUAAUCCGCUGUUCUUUAAUUAUAAGCAAAUUUUAGAUGUGUUUCAGAGUACCGCCUAAUCCAGUCAAUGCUGCAUUUUACCAUCUAAAUAAUAGUCUAUAUAUUCCGCUAAYUGACUUAAUUAAGCGACUGUCUAAAAAGCCAAUUAAUCUGCGAGCAUUAAUACAUACCAGUUGCCUUGAAAGCGCUUCUCCAUCAAGGAAAUGUCCUGACGGUAGCUCUCGCCUUGUUCAUCACUCACCGCACCGAAAUUUGUCGGUAAAAAGGAGAGAGAGAGUGUCCAGCAUAUGYWUUUUUAAAGAAAAAUCUUAAAGCUUUCCWAAGCUUUAUAUGACAUUAUAAGUUCAUCUAUUAAGUAUAUUGUAAUUUUCCGAUUUUUUAGAAAAUUUUUGACAACGUAGGCAAAAUACUUCCAAUCGAGUUUUUCCGGUUGAUCCCAUCUCCUUAACUAUACGCUCUAUCGUCAUGAUGUCGAAAAAAAAAA
Messenger RNA from Bactrocera latifrons, 2008 nucleotides. RefSeq names its product glutamate-gated chloride channel. NCBI's taxonomy places the organism in Eukaryota, Metazoa, Arthropoda, Insecta, Diptera, Tephritidae. The transcript has 8 exons. The record is from RefSeq and is a predicted model, not a curated record. Gene Ontology annotation, molecular function: neurotransmitter receptor activity; transmembrane signaling receptor activity; chloride channel activity. Bases 41 to 1048 code for a protein of 335 amino acids. Gene Ontology annotation, biological process: chemical synaptic transmission; signal transduction; nervous system process. Gene Ontology annotation, cellular component: neuron projection; synapse; membrane.